GUUUCCGGCCAGAAACGAUUCUCUCCUCCGUCGUUUCUAUGACUUCGAUUCUCAACACCGUCUCCUCCAUCCAUUACUCCAGAGUUACCUCCGUCGACCGAGUCGGAGUUCUCUCUCUCCGGAAUCCGGAUUCCGUCGAGUUCACUCGCCGACGUUCUAGCUUCUCGACGUUGAUCUUCGAAUCACCCGGGCGGAGACUUGUUGUGCGUGCGGCGGAGACUGAUACUGAUAAAGUUAAAUCCCAGGCACCUGACAAGGCACCAGCCGAUGGUUCAAGCAUUAACCAGCUUCUCGGUAUCAAAGGAGCAUCUCAAGAAACUAAUAAAUGGAAGAUUCGUCUUCAGCUUACAAAGCCAGUCACUUGGCCUCCAUUGGUUUGGGGAGUCGUCUGUGGUGCUGCUGCUUCAGGGAACUUCCACUGGACCCCUGAGGAUGUUGCUAAGUCGAUUCUUUGCAUGAUGAUGUCUGGCCCAUGUCUUACUGGCUAUACACAGACAAUCAACGACUGGUAUGAUCGAGAUAUUGACGCAAUUAAUGAGCCAUAUCGACCAAUUCCAUCUGGAGCAAUAUCAGAGCAAGAGGUUAUUACACAAGUCUGGGUGCUAUUAUUGGGAGGUCUUGGAAUUGCUGGAAUAUUAGAUGUGUGGGCAGGGCAUACCACGCCCACUGUGUUCUAUCUUGCUUUGGGAGGAUCAUUGCUAUCUUAUAUAUACUCUGCUCCACCUCUUAAGCUAAAACAAAAUGGAUGGGUUGGAAAUUUUGCACUUGGAGCAAGCUACAUCAGUUUGCCAUGGUGGGCUGGCCAAGCAUUGUUUGGCACUCUUACACCAGACGUUGUUGUUCUAACACUUUUGUACAGCAUAGCUGGGUUAGGAAUAGCCAUUGUUAAUGACUUCAAAAGUGUUGAAGGAGACAGAGCAAUGGGACUUCAGUCUCUCCCAGUAGCUUUUGGCACUGAAACUGCAAAAUGGAUAUGCGUUGGUGCUAUAGACGUUACUCAGCUCUCUGUUGCUGGAUAUCUAUUAGCAUCUGGCAAACCUUAUUAUGCGUUGGCGUUGGUUGCUUUGAUCAUUCCUCAGAUCGUGUUCCAGUUUAAAUACUUUCUCAAGGACCCUGUCAAAUACGACGUCAAGUACCAGGCAAGCGCGCAGCCAUUCUUGGUGCUCGGCAUAUUUGUAACGGCAUUAGCAUCGCAACACUGAAAAAGGCGUAUGUUGAUGGAGUUUUGGCGAAAACAGAGGUGUUGAAAUCCCAAAUGUGGGCAAGUGAUGGCAUCAACUAGUUUAAGAUCUUGUAAAAUGUAUGUACCAUCACUAGAGACAACUCUUGUUGUAUCAAUUUAGCGGAACGGCUGAGAAAUUGUAACGUCUCUCGAAAUAAGACAGGCAUAUUAUU
Messenger RNA from Arabidopsis arenosa, 1395 nucleotides. NCBI's taxonomy places the organism in Eukaryota, Viridiplantae, Streptophyta, Magnoliopsida, Brassicales, Brassicaceae. The record is from the annotation of a GenBank genome assembly.